Paramecium octaurelia is the source of this 2298-nucleotide messenger RNA. The record is from the annotation of a GenBank genome assembly. Lineage: Eukaryota; Ciliophora; Oligohymenophorea; Peniculida; Parameciidae.
AUGCAAUAUAUUGAUUAAGGAAGUGCUCUUUCUAACAAAAAUGUCCCAGGAAGAAGAUUACAAAAAAAGAACUCCCUCUUUUAUCAAGUAAGACUAUUAUUAGUAGCUUAGUAAUCUGUUUUGGAAAAUGAAGAAUUCACACAACGCUAUCAAAAGAAUGCCGAUGAAUUGCAAGUAUUUAAGGAUGAUCCCUAUCUUGAACCACACAAAUAGCACUUCUAAGUAAGGAAUGCAAAAUUCUUCGAAUUACUAGAGUAGAUAGUCAAAGUGGAAUCUUCACUCAAAGAUUUUGCCAAGGGGUAUCUAGAUCUAUUAAUAUUAGAUAUGAGAAAUAUGGGUUUUUGAUUUCUGACACCGGAAUCACAUAUAAGGAAUGGGCACCAGGAGCAAAAGAAGUUUAUUUGACAGGGGAUUUUAAUAAUUGGGAUAAAAUGCAAUAUUCUCUAACUUCAGAUUCAUUUGGAAAUUGGGAAAUAUUUUUACCAAGAAAUGAAGAUGGUUCCUAUUUGAUCCCACAUGGUUCAAGAGUAAAGGCUUACAUAAAGGAUGCUAAUGGUCAAUACUAAUUCAGAAUCCCAGCUUGGAUACGAACUACAUGGCAGAAUCAAGAGAAUAAAGUAUUUAAUAAAUAAUAAAAUAUGUAAGUUAUAUGACGGAGUAUUUUAUAACCCAGAGAAUAAAUACGAAUUUAAGCACAACAGACCACCAAAACCUAGAUCUCUUAAAAUAUAUGAAGUACAUAUCGGUAUGGCUGGUAUCGACCCAAGAGUCCACACUUUCAAAGAAUUUACAUAGACAGUUUUGCCAAGAGUAGUUAAACUUGGAUACAAUGUUAUUUAAAUAAUGGCAAUACAAGAACAUGCCUAUUAUGGAAGUUUUGGAUAUCAUGUUACUAACUUCUUUGCUGUUAGCAGUAGAUUUGGUAGCCCAGAUGACUUGAAAGAGUUGAUUGACACAGCGCAUUCUCAUGGAAUUACUGUCUUGAUGGAUUUAGUUCAUAGUCAUGCAUCUAGCAAUGUUUUAGAUGGCAUUAAUUAAUGGGAUGGCACUGAUUAUCAAUAUUUUCAUGCGGGUGGUAAGGGCAAACACGAUUUAUGGGAUUCUAAGCUAUUUGAUUAUUCUAAAUGGGAAGUGAUAAGAUUUCUAUUAUCCAAUUUGUCAUGGUGGAUAAACGAAUAUCAAUUUGAUGGAUUUAGAUUUGAUGGUGUUACAUCUAUGUUGUAUGUUCAUCAUGGAAAUGGUUAUGGUUUUACAGGCGGAUAUCACGAAUACUUUAAUGAAUUAGCUGACAUCGAUUCAUUAGUUUAUUUGAUGCUGGCUAAUGAUCUCAUACAUGAAAUUCAUCCUAAUGCCAUUACUGUUGCUGAAGAUGUGUCUGGUUAUCCAACAUUGUGUCGUAACAUUAAAGAAGGGGGAAUUGGAUUUGAUUAUAGAAUGGCUAUGGCUGUUCCUGAUAAAUGGAUUAAAUUACUUAAGGAAUUUAAAGAUGAUGAUUGGGAUAUGGGAGAUAUCACUCAUACACUCACAAAUAGAAGACAUCUAGAAAAAUGCAUAUGUUAUGCUGAAUCUCAUGACUAAGCAUUAGUAGGAGAUAAGACUCUCUCCAUGUGGCUAUUUGAUAAGGAAAUCUAUAGCGAAAUGAGCACUCUUCAGCCAGAAACCUUAGUUACUUUUAGAGGCAUGGCGUUACAUAAGAUGUUAAGAUUGAUUACAUUUGCUCUAGGAGGAGAAGGAUACUUAAAUUUCAUGGGAAAUGAAUUUGGACAUCCUGAAUGGAUUGAUUUUCCAAGAGAGGGUAAUGGAUGGAGCUAUCAUCAUGCCAGAAGAAGAUGGGAUCUAGCUGAUGAUUAAUCCCUAAGGUAUUCCAGGCUCUUAUAAUUUGAUGCUGAAAUGAUUAAUCUUGAAGAAAAAUACCCUUGGUUACCUAAUGGUGAACAGUGGGUUACUGAAAAACACAAUGAAACAAAAGUAAUUGUUUUUGAGAGAGGGUCUCUUCUAUUUGUAUUUAAUUUCCAUCCUACUUAGGUAUUUAGUUUUAAUAAUUAUUAAUUAAUAGUCAUAUGAACAUUUUAGAGUCGGCACUAGAUUUGAAACAGAUCAUAGAAUAGUUUUAGAUACUGAUGAUGUUAGAUUUGGAGGACAUUCAAGAGUUUCACCCUCUUAUGGUCAAAAUUUCCCAAUCAUUAAGGAAGAAUGGCAAGGUAGACCUAAUCACAUCUAAAUCUAUUUACCUAAUAGAUGCGCUAUCGUUUUUAAAUCAAUUGAGUGAUUUUUUGUUUUAAAAGACAUACAUAUAAC